Molecule: messenger RNA, 777 nt
Organism: Talaromyces stipitatus ATCC 10500
Lineage: Eukaryota; Fungi; Ascomycota; Eurotiomycetes; Eurotiales; Trichocomaceae
Exons: 3
Coding region: 1-777 (258 amino acids)
Biological process (GO): biosynthetic process
Source: RefSeq, a predicted model, not a curated record
AUGUUUGGAGAUAAUCCAGUGAUAAUUCAACAAGAACGGCUUCAGGUCUCAGUGCCGUUGUUUCUCAUCCACGAUGGUGGUGGUACAAUAACUAGCUAUUAUUCCUUUGGAAACUUGGGACGUGAUCUAUAUGGGAUUUACAACCCUAGAUUUCAGGACAAUGAAAAAUGGACGGGCGGCAUUGGUGAGAUGGCCAAAGAGUAUGUCAAGAUGAUAAAGAGUGUUUCUCCAGGGAACAAAAUCAUACUAGGUGGAUGGUCCCUUGGGGGUUUGAUAGCCCUGGAAAUGUCCCAUAUACUAGCAAACGAUUUCACGGUUGACGUCGUCGGCCUUAUCAUGAUCGAUAUUAUUUACCCACCAGCAAUAACUGCUGCAAAUCUCCAACCCGAUAUCCGAGAUAUGAAUCUUAGUCGUGAUAUUCCUACUAAACAGCGCCAGAAGAUAAUUAAACACAUCAAGGAGGCGACUGCUUCAGCAAAAGAUUAUAAACUUCCAACAUGGGCUAAUGAAUCCCGAUCCGACUCAAGCCUGGACUCUAUAUCUAUGGCCUCUCCACCUCCAACCAUUUUGCUUCAAGCAAAGGAACCUGUGCCAUCACGGAAAGGCUCACCAAUUCCGCAUAUGCUAUGUUGGGAUAUGUACGAAGCCGACCUUGUCAAGAUAGUAUAUGAAAUUCCUGGCCAUCAUUUCAGCAUUUUUGAUACAAUUAAUAUUGAUGAAUUCACUACCUCUUUACGGGAAGCCUGUACUCUGCUGGAGAAUGAGUUGAUCGGUUGA